Messenger RNA from Capra hircus (goat), 5152 nucleotides. It is a transcript of the gene ERAP2, whose product is annotated as endoplasmic reticulum aminopeptidase 2. Gene Ontology annotation, biological process: proteolysis; peptide catabolic process. Bases 326 to 3190 code for a protein of 954 amino acids. The transcript has 19 exons. Gene Ontology annotation, cellular component: cytoplasm. The record is from RefSeq and is a predicted model, not a curated record. Gene Ontology annotation, molecular function: metalloaminopeptidase activity; peptide binding; zinc ion binding. NCBI's taxonomy places the organism in Eukaryota, Metazoa, Chordata, Mammalia, Artiodactyla, Bovidae.
GGAAGAUGAAACAGCAGGAGCCGCAGCCACUGGGAUAUUGGAGUCCUACCUGGCCUUGCCUGGUCUGGCUUUUACUUUGAAGCUGCUUGUUCAUUGCAGUUAUGCAAAUUUCUGAAUCCUGCCUGAACAGAAAGUGAAAGCAGAAAUAAGUUCCCCUCCAUUCAAAUCUGCAACGACGUGGAUUGAGAUUAAAUCUGUUUAUUGAAACAUAUUGUUCGGAUCCUGAGUGGCCUAACUGGAGCCAACACGGGGCUAUGGAGGACUAGGAGAUUUAGCCUGAACAUUUGUCUUCCAGAAAAUUGAUUUAGUAUUCUAUCCCUCUAUCAUGGCUAAUUCAUGCAGAAAAUUAAUAUUUAAUAUAUACAUCGUAUUUUACUGCUCAGCAGUCAUCAUGCCCCAAAUAUGUAUUUGUUCUCAGUUCACAAGUUCACCUAUUGAUCAGUUCAAUAAGGACCCCAAGGCUUUUCCAAUAGCCACCAAUGGGGAAAUAUUUCCUUGGCAUGAGCUAAGGCUCCCCACUGUGGUCAUUCCCCUCCACUAUGACCUUCUCAUUCACCCAAAUCUCACCUCCCUGGACUUCGUUGCAUCUGAGAAGAUUGAAGUCUUGGUUCGAGAUGCUACCCAGUUCAUCGUCUUGCACAGCAAAGAUCUUGAAAUCUUAAAUGCCUCUCUUCAGUCAGAGGAGGAUGUGAGAUACAGGAAACCAGGGGAAAGCCUAAGUGUUUUGAGUUAUCCUGCUCAUCAGCAAAUUGCCCUGCUGGUUCCAGAGAAACUUAGGGCUGACCUGAGAUACUCCGUGGCUAUUGACUUCCAGGCCAAGCUAGCUGAUGGUUUUGAAGGCUUUUAUAAAAGCACGUACAGAACUCUUGGUGGUGAAACAAGAACGAUUGCAGUAACGGAUUUUGAGCCAACCGAGGCACGAAUGGCUUUCCCUUGCUUUGAUGAACCAUUGUUCAAAGCCAACUUUUCAAUCAAGAUAAGAAGAGAGAGCAGACAUAUUGCCCUCUCCAACAUGCCAAAGGUUAAGACGAUUGAACUUGAAGGAGGCCUCUUGGAAGAUCAUUUUGAAACUACUGUAAAAAUGAGUACCUACCUUGUAGCCUACAUAGUUUGUGAUUUCACCUCUGUGAGUGGUACAGCCUCAUCAGGGGUCAAGGUGUCCAUCUAUGCAUCUCCAGACAAAUGGAGUCAAACACAUUAUGCUUUGGAAGCAUCACUGAAGCUGCUGGACUUUUAUGAAAAUUACUUUGAUAUCCACUAUCCACUCCCCAAACUGGAUCUCGUUGCCAUUCCUGACUUUGCAAGUGGAGCCAUGGAAAACUGGGGCCUCGUCACGUACAGAGAGACGUCGCUGCUCUUUGACCCCAAGACCUCCUCUACUUCCGAUAAGCUGUGGGUCACCAAGGUCAUAGCCCAUGAACUAGCACACCAGUGGUUUGGUAACCUGGUUACAAUGGAAUGGUGGAAUGAUAUUUGGCUCAAUGAAGGUUUUGCAACGUACAUGGAACUUAUCUCUCUCAAUAUCACAUAUCCAGAGCUACAGUUUGAUGACGAUUUUUCGAAUACAUGUUUUGAAGUAAUUAAAAGAGAUUCAUUAAAUUCAUCCCAUCCUAUCUCCAAUCAAGCAAAAACUGCUAUUCAAAUAAAGGAAAUGUUUGAUGCCGUUUCCUACAACAAGGGAGCUUGUAUUUUGAAUAUGCUCAAGGAUUUUCUGAGCGAGGACACAUUCAGGAAAGGAAUUAUUCGCUACUUAAAGAAGUUCAGCUAUAGAAAUGCAAAGAAUGAUGAUUUGUGGCACAGCCUGUCAAAUAAUUGUUUAGAAAGCGAUUCCGCAUCGGGUGGAUUUUGUUAUUCUGAUUCCAAGAAGACAAGCAACACACUCACGUUUCUGCGGAAAAAUGUAGAGCUCAAGGAGAUGAUGGCUACAUGGACUCUGCAGAAAGGCAUCCCCCUCGUGGUGGUUAAACGAGAAGGGCGUUCCCUCAGACUGCAGCAAGAGCGCUUCUUGUCCGGGGUUUCCAAAGAGGACCCCGAAUGGGGGACUCUGCAGGAAAGGUACCUUUGGCAUAUCCCAGUGACCUACUCCACGAGUUCCUCUCAUGCGAUUCACAGACACAUUCUGAAACUGAAGACAGAUACUCUGGAUUUAUCCGAGAAGACCGAUUGGGUGAAAUUCAACGUGGACUCCAAUGGCUACUACAUCGUUCAUUAUGACGGACAAGGAUGGGAUGAGCUCAUUACGUUGUUGAAUCAGAACCACACACUUCUCAGGCCGAAGGACAGACUAGGUCUCAUUCACGAUGCAUUUCAGCUAGUAAGUGCAGGAAGGCUGACCCUAGACAAAGCCCUUGACCUGACUCGCUACCUCCAACAUGAAACGAGCAUUCCCGCGCUUCUCAAAGGUCUGGAAUACCUAGAAUUGCUUUACCGCAUGGUGGAAAGAAGGAACAUUUCAGAUGUCACUGAAAAUCUCAAGCUUUACCUUCUCCAGUAUUUUAAGCCAGUGAUUGACACGCAAAGCUGGGUUGACGAGGGCUCCGUCUGGGACAGAAUGCUUCGCUCCAUUGUCUUGAAGCUGGCCUGUUACCUGAACCAUGCUCCUUGCAUCCACAAGGCAACUGAACUCUUCUCUCAGUGGAUGGAAUCCAGUGGAAAAUUAAAUAUCCCAACAGAUGUUUCAAAGGUCGUGUAUUCCGUGGGGGCUCAGACAACAGCAGGAUGGAAUUACCUUUUAGAGCAAUAUGAACUGUCAUUGUCAGGUGCUGAAAAAAACAAGAUCCUGUAUGCACUGUCAACCAGCAAACAUCAGGAAAAGUUAAUGAAGUUAAUUGAACUAGGAAUGGAAGGAAAGGUUAUCAAGACACAGGACUUGGCAGCUCUUCUUUUCGCGAUUGCCAGAAAUCCAGAGGGGCAGCAACUAGCCUGGAACUUUGUAAAAGAAAAUUGGACCCAUCUCCUUAAAAAAUUUGAUUUGGGCUCAUUCCCCAUAAGAAUGAUCGUCUCUGGUACAACAUCUGAUUUUUCUUCCAAGGAUGAGUUGCAGGAGGUGGAACUGUUCUUUGAAUCUCUUAAGGCCCAAGGAUCACAUCUAGAUAUAUUUCAAAUUAUUCUGGAAACCAUAUCCAAAAAUAUUAAGUGGCUGGAGAAGAACCUUCCCACCCUGAGGAAAUGGCUACUGAUUACUACUUAAAUGGUCAAUAGAAACAGCACAUCAGACGCUGUGUCUGUGGGAAGUGGGCAGAGCUCAAGCCAAUGUUUCAGAUAGUUUAACCUGUAAGACGGAGAAGGCAAUGGCACCCCACUCCAGUACUCUUGCCUGGAAAAUCCCAUGGACGGAGGAGCCUGGGUAGGCUGCGGUCCAUGGGCUCGCAAAGAGUCAGACAUGACUGAGCGAUUUCACUUUCACUUUUCAUUUUCAUGCAUUGGAGAAGGAAAUGGCAACCCACUCCAGUCUUCUUGCCUGGAGAAUCCCAGGGACGGGGAACCUGAUGGGCUGACGUCUAUGGGGUCACACAGAGUCAGACACGACUUAGCAGCAGUGAAGUGACUUAGCAGCAGCAACAGCAGCAACCUGUAAGAAGCCUCAAGAAGUCAGCCUACACAGCUACCUGUGCUCAGCUAUCACUUCUAGCUGACAGACAUAUGCUGGGGUGGAGCCCCAGUAGCCUAUUUUAAAUUAAACCUCCUGAAUAAUGGAGAUAUGUGGAGAUAUAGACAGAAAUAGCUGCCACAACACAGACUGUCUACACUGCCCCACUUGAGGCAACUACUAUUUUGCUUCUUUGAUGCUUUUUAAGUCUUGCAUAGUAUCCUGGAGUUUUCCCAACCAGGUUACUUCCAAGGAAACAUAACCAGUCUGCAAAAAAAAAAAAAAAAAAUCUUUCUUUCACAUCUUUCCAUCUCCUCACCCUUCUGCUCUCUCAGCUCAGCCUGAAUAGUUUAUUUAUUUUUUAUCAUUCAUGUAAAAUCUCAAUCAAAUUAUGAAGCAUGUGAAUCAGGAAAACAGACUUAUCACCAAAUCUCAGGUUAUUACAAACUAGACAUCAGGGUUUAUCAGGGAAGCGAGGAGGUCCUUCUGGCUUGAGCCUCACGUUAACGAAGAACCUGGAAAACAGACUUCUGAUGUCAUCUCUAAAUGAAGUUAAAUCUGAAGUCACAGUGGUACAGGAGAGAAAGAUGAUAUCACCCCACUUUAACCCAUGCCCUAUUGGAUUUGUAAUAAAUCUUUUGAAAAUUGCUGAGUUAGAUCAUACUAUUGGAUCUAUUUUGGCUUAAAUAUAUUUUGUAUAUAUUUUGGCUUAGUUUGAUGUAAAUGUUUAAAUGUAUCACUAUAUUUUGUAAACCAGUUUUGGCAUUUCUUCAUAUUUUAAGGGAAUCUCCAUCUUUGAAAUUGUUUGACUUAACUGUUUGACUAAGGUAGUAGGAAAUAAAACGUCACUCUAAAUAAAGGUGGUAAAUUUAUUAAAUUCAUGAUCCACGUAUAAGUCAGUAUAAAGUAUAAUAAGUUCUUGAAAAAUUUGAAUCAGUACACAAGAUUACUGGCUUAUCUUGGUUAUCAAAGAAGGCUGGGAUUAUUUGGGUGGGAGUAGGGUGGUAGGGUAUUAUCCAAUCCCUUUUAAAUUAUUUCAUAUCAUAAAGGUCUGUAGACCUUUCUCUACUGCCACAGUAAGAGCCAGGAUACAUUUUAGAUGGACAUGGGCGUGAUCCAGUUCAUAUUUUGUUAAGUUUGUUUUUGAAUAAUUUUUUGGAGUCUUUCAAGCAUCUUGGAUUCUAGAGUUGGCCUGUUCAUGGCUCUACCAGGUUUGUAUAACAUCUAAGUGAUGUCCCUGUACAAGUGUACUUUUGCAUAAAGAAACUGAAAGAAUAAAGAAUACUAUUUUUUCCACUAAAAUAAUAUGUAAAUUAUGCAGUAAAAUAUAUAUGAGUUUUGGUUGAAUUGUGCCAUUAAUAUUGCCGUUAGUAAGAAAAGUUCUUUCUCUUGUGUAAUAACUUAUCUGCCAUAAGUUUCCAGGUUUUUAAUUCUCCUCCUUUUAGUUAAUCUCUCAGAUUCUUAAGAAUUGAGUACAGAAAGUGAAAAUUUUAUUAUUUGAUGAGAUUGAACAUGAGAAGUGCUGUGCCAAUGAUGUUUUAACAAAUAAAGAGGUUUUUUUUU